Molecule: messenger RNA, 1473 nt
Organism: Emys orbicularis (European pond turtle)
Lineage: Eukaryota; Metazoa; Chordata; Testudines; Emydidae
Gene: GPR150
Product: G protein-coupled receptor 150
Biological process (GO): G protein-coupled receptor signaling pathway; cellular response to hormone stimulus
Cellular component (GO): plasma membrane
Molecular function (GO): peptide binding; G protein-coupled receptor activity
Source: RefSeq, a predicted model, not a curated record
AUGCCGCCGGGAAGCGCAUUCAUCAGUAGCGCAAUCCUUUCUCUUGCUUCCCAAGAAAGUUUGUAUCCCAAAGAGCAGAGUCGAGCCGGGAGGCGUGCAGGGACGGGGCCGCUGAGAGCCCGGGACCGGGAUUGCCCUGCACAAGACCCCAGCCCCCCAUUUGCUGGGACUCUGCGAGGAGCCAUGGGAGAUCCUUUCAGCCUAGACGGAUUGUCCCCGGUACUCAACCUCUCGAGUGCCCUGCAGCCAGGCUGGAGCCUGAAUCUCUCCUCCUCCCCCGGGGACCGGCGCUGGCCUUCCCUUAGCCGGCAGGUGCGGGUGAUCUCCGCGACCGCCAUCCUGCUGCUGGGGCUGCUGGGCAAUUGCCUGGUGCUGCAUCGCCUCUGCUGCUGUGGCUGCUGCGGCCGGGGUAGGCGGCGGCGCAAGAUGGAUUUCCUUAUCGCCCACCUGGCGCUGGCCGAUCUCUACGGCUGCGGGCUGGCCCUGCUCUCGCAUCUGGCGGCGGAGCUGUUGGGUGCCGCCUGGCCAGCGGGGGACGCCGCCUGCCGCCUGCUUAAGCUACUGCAGGGCUCCGGCCUCCUGGCCUCGUCCAACUUGCUGGUGCUCAUCGCCAUGGAGCGGCACCACGUGGUGAGGCGGCCGGCGGACCCGCCGCUGCCCGCCCGGGCCCUGGCCGCGCUGGGCUGGCUGCUGGCGCUGCUGCUCGCCCUGCCCCAGGCCUUCGUCUUCAGAAUCGCCUCCCGCCCCGGGGGCAGCCGCUGCCUCAGCAUCUUCGAGCAGCUGCCGCGCUGGCACGGCCAGGCCUACGGCGUGUACGGGGCCGCCACCGGCUUCUUGGCGCCCGUCAGCCUGCUGUGCUGGGCCUACGGCCGCAUCCUCCUCGCCCUCUGGGCCGCCCAGGAGGAGAAGCCGCCGGCGGCGCGGGGGGAAGGCGGCAGCGGCCGCCGCCGGGGGCGGCCGGCCGCACGGCCCCUGCUGCUGAGGCUGCCGGCCACCAGCUGCCCCAUGCCCCGGGCUCGGGUCAAGACGCUCCAGCUGACGCUGGUGCUGAUCGCCCUGUUCGCGCUCUGUCGCCUGCCCCGCUUCGUGCUGGAGCUCAGCAUGGCCUUUGGGCCCGGCGGGGAGGCCCCGGCCACGGCCGGGCUGCGGGAGGCGCGGGCCGCGCUCGGCAUCGUGGCGGUAACCAACAGCGCGCUGAACCCCUACGCCUAUCUGCUCUUCCAGAGCCACCGGCCCUGGGCGCGCCGUCUGCAGAGGAGCCUCUGCAGUGCGGGACCCGGCCCGACCUGCUGCUGCCCCGGCCCCGAGGGGGAGCCCCGCCGCCGGCCGAACCACCGCGCCCCGCACCGACACCGCCCGAAGAACGGGCCGCCCCCCGGAGCACAGCGCGCCGCGUUCUGCACCCCAGUACCGCCGCCCGGCUCAGGCCCCCGGGAGCCUGAGGACACCUCCGCCUGUGAGAGCGGCUUCUAA